Molecule: messenger RNA, 2757 nt
Organism: Callithrix jacchus (white-tufted-ear marmoset)
Lineage: Eukaryota; Metazoa; Chordata; Mammalia; Primates; Cebidae
Source: RefSeq, a predicted model, not a curated record
GGCGUUUUAGGCUCCGAAGUCUGAAGCUGGGAGGGCAGGCAAGGGAGCAGCGUUGAGGCAAAAAAAAAAGCCCUUGUGGAUAGUGCCUUAGUGCCUUUGGUCGUGAAGGAGGGAGGACACCGGCGGGUUUAUGUGGCUUCUGCCCGAGACGGCCGUUUCUCCCGUUAUAAGCGGGGGAAGAUGAAAAUGGCCGCUGCGUCCCCGCGCUGUUGGGGGAGGGGAGUGGUAUCUUUCGCCGUUGCUCUCCUGCGAAGGUCCGCCGCAGCCAUCUUGGACUGGCGGGCUGGGCGCGCUGCCAGAGGCACAAAAUGGCGGAGGAGCCGCGCGGCUACUCGGGCCCGACCCGCUGCGAGCCGCGCCUCGCAAGGCCGCGUGGUGGGGUGAGAGGAGGCAGACGGCAUUCCUUGGGGUCUUUGGCCAGGUGUUGAGGUUAACGAAGGGCCGUCUUUGCCUCCCCGGAAAGGACGGAGUCUGGUUAAUGUUGAAGAAGGAAAAUGCGGAAGUCGUCAUUUGACAAGUUUUAUAAAUGAGUAUUUGAAGCUCAGGAAUAAGUGAAGCUGAAAUUUGAAAAAAUAAAAGAAAGAAUGCAUGCUAAUUAUCAGACCAGAAGUCCCACUUGUAGAAUAUUGAGCAAUUUGUGUGAAGUGGGGAAGAUGAAAGAAGUCAGAAUUUGAAACGGAAGAAUGAAGAAAAGAAAUAAAAAUGAAGUUAAGAUAAGAAGUAAUCUGGAAUCAGAAAGCACUACGCUAACUGAGUAGAAGAGUCAAGUGAUUGGUGUAAUGUUACUCUCAGCUGGAUGAGACAAGUACACACAUACCAAAAUAAUACCCAGUAGUAGCCAGCCAGCAGUUUUCCACCCAAUCGAGAAUGCCAGGGGUAUCAUCUUCACGCAUUUUUUUCCUGAAAUAAACUUUCUCUGAGAGUUGUCAGGUCUUCAUGCCUUUGGAGAAAGUGAUGAAUCCCGUUCUGCUUCCAGAAGUGGAAGUGCUCACGGAUCGGGGAAAUCUGCAAGGCAUACCCCUGCAAGGUCUCGCUCCAAGGAAGAUUCCAGGCGUUCCAGAUCAAAGUCCAGGUCCAGAUCUGAAUCUAGGUCUAGGUCCAGAAGAAGUUCCCGAAGGCAUUAUACCCGGUCACGGUCUCGCUCCCGCUCCCAUAGACGAUCGCGUAGCAGGUCUUACAGUCGAGAUUAUCGCAGACGGCACAGCCACAGUCAUUCUCCCAUGUCUACUCGCAGGCGUCAUGUUGGGAAUCGGGCAAAUCCUGAUCCUAACUGUUGUCUUGGAGUAUUUGGGUUGAGCUUGUAUACCACAGAAAGAGAUCUAAGAGAAGUGUUCUCUAAAUAUGGUCCCAUUGCUGAUGUGUCUAUUGUAUAUGACCAGCAGUCUAGGCGUUCAAGAGGAUUUGCCUUUGUAUAUUUUGAAAAUGUAGAUGAUGCCAAGGAAGCUAAAGAACGUGCCAAUGGAAUGGAGCUUGAUGGGCGUAGGAUCAGAGUUGAUUUCUCUAUAACAAAAAGACCACAUACGCCAACACCAGGAAUUUACAUGGGGAGACCUACCUAUGGCAGCUCUCGCCGUCGGGAUUACUAUGACAGAGGAUAUGAUCGGGGCUAUGAUGAUCGGGACUACUAUAGCAGAUCAUACAGAGGAGGCGGUGGCGGAGGAGGAGGAUGGAGAGCUGCUCAAGACAGGGAUCAGAUUUACAGAAGACGGUCACCUUCUCCUUACUAUAGUCGUGGAGGAUACAGAUCACGUUCCAGAUCUCGAUCGUACUCACCUCGUCGCUAUUAAAGCAUGAAGACUUUCUGAAACCUGCCCUAGAGCUGGGAUAUUGUUUGUGGACAAUAUUUUUUAUUGUCUCUUGUUUAAAAAGUGAACAGUGCCUAGUGAAGUUAGGUGACUUUUACACCUUUUAUGAUGACUACUUUUGGUGGAGUUGAAAUGCUGUUUUCAUUCUGCAUUUGUGUAGUUCGGUGCUUUGUUCAAAGUUAAGUGUUUUCAGAAAAGUAUGUUUUGCAUGUAUUUUUUUACAGUCUAAAUUUUGACUGCUGAGAAGUUUCUAUUGUACAAAACUUCAUUUAAAAGGUUUUUCUACUGAAUCCAGGGUACUCUGAAGAUCGAAGCCUGUGUAAAAUGCUACCAAAUGGCAAAAAGCAACAAUAAACAGUUUGAUUUUUACUUUUGUUUUUAACAUAUCAAUGCUUAGCAGAACUAUUCAGUUGUCAGUAGUAAAUUUAAAGACAAACGGCCCGUUUUCCUCCAGUUCAUGAAACAUACCAUACUUAUACCUGCAACUAAAUGUUAAAAAUUAUGCUUUGUAACUCUGUACUGCUAGUAUUAGAACUAAAAAUCUACAAUACAGCCAGUGCUUAAUGCUUAUAUAAAUGUGGAUUUGUCGGCUUUUAUGUAAUCUAAUAUGUAUAGCAGGAUAUACAAAGAGUUACACAGUGUAUGCCUUAAAAGGCUGUUUCUUAAAGCUGUCACAAGGGGGUGAUAGUAUUUCAACUAGUUAUCAGCAAGUGACGAUACAUUCCACCAUAAAUAUACUCUUGUUCUUCUAGCUUUUAGACUAUAUGAAAAAAACUGGGUGCUUUCAAAGUACAUGAUGAGAGAAGGGAACACUACACCUGUGUCAUGGAUGAACUGAAGACUGCCUGUUCAUUUUUUAAAUAUUAUUUUCAGGUCCUUUGCUUACCAAAGGAGGCCGAAUUCCACUCAAAUGUUUUGAGAACUGUGAUUAAAUAAACGCAAAUGAAAAAUG